Messenger RNA from Melitaea cinxia (Glanville fritillary), 494 nucleotides. RefSeq lists its product as uncharacterized. Bases 16 to 414 code for a protein of 132 amino acids. Lineage: Eukaryota; Metazoa; Arthropoda; Insecta; Lepidoptera; Nymphalidae. The transcript has a single exon. The record is from RefSeq and is a predicted model, not a curated record.
AGUACGUUUGGUAAUAUGAACAGCUUAGUUCCAAACACACUUACCAAUGGCGGAAUAAUUGCAACAGGAAACGCUAUUCUGGCAAAUGAAGCAAUAUCCACAAAUAUGCUUGCCAAUGCUAACGUCCCGUUAGCAAAUGAAGUGUUUGGCAAUGCAGUAAUAACAAACGCAAAAUUCGUACCUAUAUCAGAUAUGCCAAGUGGAUUUCCUAUGACACCAGUAAUAUCGGAAAUAAUACCCUCUCUGCAAUAUGGUGAUAUAACGAUGAGUGGUGAUUUGCCAGUCAGUGGUACGAUUAAGGUUUGUGGUUGCUUCCCUGUAUAUGGCAUGGUUUCAGUCGACGGCAGCGUGCCAUCUGCUGGCACGGCGAUUGUGGACCUCCCAUCGAAAUGUGCGAAUCAAAUUGUUGUAUAAUUUAUAAUUUAUUUAUAUUUUGUAAAUACUGUGUUGUGUUUAAAUUUCAGUGUCAUAGCUAUUAAACAAUUUAAAAACGG